Prorocentrum cordatum is the source of this 1605-nucleotide messenger RNA. The record is from the annotation of a GenBank genome assembly. NCBI's taxonomy places the organism in Eukaryota, Dinophyceae, Prorocentrales, Prorocentraceae.
AGCCCGUGUGGCUCGAGGGAACUUCGACGACCGAACUUACAGUGUGUUCCAUUCGUGUCAUCUGCGGCUGAGUCCGCGCUGUUGGUGGACAUGUGGAGUGCGCGUGCGGCAUAGACCGAAGAGGCGCGUGGAGCACACGUAAGGCGUCGGCCGAGGAGGUGGCAACAUGUGGCCGCCUCACAGAGAGGCGGCCGUGUGGGCGCACCGCAGGCCCCCGGCACGAGCAGCGGUCGCCAUCUUGCUGGCCGCAGUGGGCGGCUCUGGGUUGCGCCAACCCCCACAGCGCCAGGAGGCCGCAGCCGCCGGUGAAUGGUCGCGCUGGGGGCCCUGGGUAAGGCAGCGGAGGGGCAACCUCACCGUCACCUCGGAGCCCGCCUGGGAGAGGGCGAUCUGCGACGUGGUCCUCAAGCGUGACCACGAUGGCCGACGAGUCUGUGGGCCCCAGGUCAUCAUCAUCGGCGGGGCCAUGAAGUGCGGCUCGAACUCGCUGGGCUCUUUGCUGCAGCUGCACCCUUGGGUCAAGUUCCACUACUGCCGCGGCCAGGAGUGCGCGCCGUGCCACGACAAUGCGACGGACUGCAUGGAGAGGUUCCAGGGCGCCUCCAAAGAUGGAGCCGAGAGGCUGUGGGAGUCGAAUUACUUCACCCACCUGACGUCGUUGCGCAGCCCGCCGAGGGACUACGAAGGCGACGAGGGCCAGCACCUGCUGGCACAGCAGCUGCCCCGGGUAGAUGGGUUCCACAACCUGACUGUGGACAAAUCCCCGUCGUAUUUGGACACGCACUUGCUCCCAGAUGUGGCUGCACAUGCCAAGAGAUUGCUACCGCAUGCCAAGGUCAUCUUUACCCUUUGCGACCCAGCCGCCCGCCUGUACGCCGAGUAUUACCACCACUUGAAGUGGGACGAGAAGGCGUUGUACCGCUUCUUCGACGACGCCAAAGUGAAGCGUCCAGCUAGCUUUGCCGAGUGGGUUGCGGCGCUUCAGGAAGACAGCGAGUUCUGCAGGUCGCAGCCCCAAAAAUUGUGCGGACGCACGGAAGAACUCAAUCUUAAAGGGCGUUUACGUUGACAGCUUGCAGAGAUGGUUUGAAACGUUCGGCAAGCACAAGGUCCUCGUCGUGAACCUCGUGGACGGAGCAGACCUCAAGGCGACCCAGCUCCUGGCGCACGUGGGCCUGCCCUUCGAGGAGUACCCAUGGGGACAGCUCAACGAUAUAGGCCACAGCUUUGCCAACCACGACUACAAGGGCCGCUGGUACGCUGACACCGAGGCGCCCGAGGCCAUGCAGAAGUUGAGGAGCUUCUACAGCAGCCACAACGCCCGCCUCGCAGAUCUGCUGCGCGAGUACUGGCCCCGGGACUGGUGAGGGACUGUCUGCUCCCUGCCCCGCCGAGGCCUGACAGCAUUGUUGGGCGGCCGCGGCGAAUCGACAACAGAGAGUGUCCCCAGUGCCCUGAAAACGACCCGGGAAGCCGUUUUCCUCUCUGGCCUGGAAAUCAGCCUAAUCCCAUCGCACGCGGCACACAGCACAUGUUGUGGUGGUCCGCCAUGUUGGGCACACAUGCCAGCGCGCCGCGCAGUUCUGAUCUGUCGUUUGGUCUCGC